CAGAAUCCCACGCACAGCGCAGCGAGGAGGGACAAACGCGCUUCACUCAAUCUUCCUGAAUUGGUACCGAACGUGUUAAGUACGCCUCGACGCAGGACGCCUAUUACUACUUCGCCGGACUAAAACAUCAUUCGUGGACUCUUCGUGUCCGGUUGAACUCACGAACUCGUCUCGGUGCACAUGGACAUUUCUCGGCCUAGCUUAGCUUAGCUUAGCUCGCUAAAAUAAAGAGACGCGUUGGUGAUCAGCACAUCGCCGAGCAGAGAUCAAGUGUGAAUGGAAAUCGCUGUGAUCGCCGUGUGAAAAUGUGUGCAAGGAGGACAGCAGAGUACGAGGAGGAACUUCGGGGACCAAAAGAGCCACAAAGUCAACGACUGGACCCUGUUUGCAAGCGGCAGCCUCGCAAUGUGUCACGCAGAGGAGGCGACAGUAAACAUCUUGGUCCUGAGCGAUGGGAGCAAGAGCACCAUCACAUUAAAGAGGAAGAGGAGAAUGAUAAGGACUACCACAUGAAAGAGGAAGUGGAGCUGCAGUCCUCUUCCAUUAAAAAAGAGGAGGAGGAAGAGGAUAUUACCAAGUUGCCAACGACUGGUGUCCUUUUGAAGAGUGAAGAUAAAGGUGGUGCAAGUGAGGACAACACAGGGGUGGAGCCUCCAAGCAGCAGCUCAAGUCAACACAUGAAAACAGAAGGUGAUGGAGACCACUGUGAAGGGUCACACGCAGAUGGCCUGCUAGCUCCACUUUCAGAUAGUGAUUACACAACAUCACACACUUCUGACUGUGAUGAUGAAGGUCAAAAGGCAGGUCACACUGAUAAGAAAGACUGGAAAUGUUCACAGUGUGGGAAAGCUUUUGCUUACAAGAGCAUUUUAAAACGACACAUGAGCGCGCACACUGGAGAGAAGCCUUUUUCCUGCUCAAUUUGUGGUCAAAGAUUCUCUCAGAAGGGAUUCGUAACAAGACACAAAAGAACCCACACUGGGGAGAAACCUUUUGCCUGCUCAGUUUGUGGUCAAACAUUUUCUGAGAAUGGAAGCUUAAGAAGACACACAAGAACACACACUGGGGAGAAACCUUUCACCUGCUUAGUUUGCGGCCAAACAUUUUCUGAGAGUGGAAGCUUAAGAAGGCACACAAAAACUCAUACUGGAGAGAAACCGUUUGCCUGCUCAGUUUGUGGAAAAAGAUUCUCUCGAAAGGGACAUUUAGUAUCACACACAAGAACACACACUGGUGAGAAACCUUUUGCCUGCUCAGUAUGUGGCCAAGGAUUCUCUCACAAGGGACACUUAAAAAUGCAUACAAGAACCCACACUGGAGAAAAACAUUUUGCCUGCUCAGUUUGUGACAAAAGAUUCUCUGAGACUGGACUCUUAAGAAGACACACAAGAACCCACACUGGGGUGAAACCUUUCUCCUGCUCAGUUUGUGGUCAAACAUUCUCUGAGAAUGGAAGCUUAAAAAGACACAUUAGAAGCCACACUGGGGAGAAACCGUUCGCCUGCUCAUUUUGUGGUCAAACAUUCUCUGAGAAUGGAAGCUUAAAAAGACACUUGAGAACCCACACUGGGGAGAAACCUUUCGCCUGCUCAGUUUGUGAUCAAACAUUUUCUGAGAAUGAAAAUUUAAGGAGGCACACACGAACACACACUGGGGAGAAACCGUUUGCUUGCUCAGAUUGCAGUAAACGAUUCUUUCUGAAGCAACAUGUGAAGAGACACAAGUGUGUUGGUGUGAGUAGUAGUGAUCAAUUAAAGUUUCCCCUCUCAUCCGAAGCGGCUUCAUGCACCAAGGCUAGAUAAGACACCUCUAGCCCAAUUCAUGUGCGAUGUCUGCGAAGAAAACCAGAACAGUUCAGUUGCGACCGAUCAUCAUUGCCCUGAGAAUGGAAUGAACUGAAUGAAUGACAAUAUGCACAGGCAUGGAUGCUUAACCUUGAUAUUUGACUUGAAAUCUGCAUUCUUGGUUACUAUGUACCGUUUUAAGAGAAACAUUUUUGAAAAUUAGCACUUGUGCUGAAAUAAAUCUGCUUUUUCCAUUAUUUUGAGAUGUGCGUUUAAAAAAAGUCAACUAUUGAUGGAAAUAGACUAAGGAAACCGUGACUGUAAGACGGUAAGAGAAAAUUGCAUUUGUGAUCGUGAACGAAAUGGAAACUUAUUUUAUGCAAUGGAGGAUAUAACUAUAUAGAAUGGCACCGUUUCUUGUCUAUGUACUUGUAUUUGCUUUUAUUUUGCUUUGUCUUACUCUGCUUUCCGCUGCCAUGUCAACGUUGCGAAUGAGAUUCUGUUCUCAGUU
This is a messenger RNA of Phycodurus eques (leafy seadragon), 2295 nucleotides long. RefSeq names its product zinc finger protein OZF-like. Gene Ontology annotation, biological process: regulation of transcription by RNA polymerase II. The coding region runs from base 306 to 1802 and encodes 498 amino acids. The transcript is spliced from 2 exons. Gene Ontology annotation, cellular component: nucleus. Gene Ontology annotation, molecular function: RNA polymerase II cis-regulatory region sequence-specific DNA binding; DNA-binding transcription factor activity, RNA polymerase II-specific. Lineage: Eukaryota; Metazoa; Chordata; Actinopteri; Syngnathiformes; Syngnathidae. The record is from RefSeq and is a predicted model, not a curated record.